UACCUGAAGAGAUGCCACUAUCUAUGUUUAAGACCAAAUUAGUGAAAAUAUUAUCUAAUACCCUCGGAGGUAUAUCAAAAUUCGGGAUUGAGCAUAUUAGCGCUUUUCCACUUCGAGGAUAUCAUACAGAAAAGAAACCAUAUAUCCGUAUUAGCACUUGGAACCAUUUUGAUCGGUAUAAUGCAUUAAAAGCAGUCCGCGCUGUUAGUAUACAUACAGCUUCAGAUGAUCUAAAUUGCCAGUAUUAUUACCGCAAAGUAGCCCGUGAAAAAAGAUUACCUCUUUCAAGUUGGGCAACGUUAAGUAAUUAUUUCUACGAAUAUAUUCAAGGGGGUACUUAUCUCUUACAAAUUUCUGUGGAUAAUUAUAAUCCAACGAGUGAGGAUGAUUAUAAUAAUCCAUUAUUAUCCUCAGCACUUUCACGAGAUCGCACUCUUGUUCUCACAUGGGAUAUCGAAACAUAUAGCUCACGAAAAACAGGUGAGGUGCCUAAUGCAAAAUACGAAGAAGAUAUUGUAUUCAUGAUUUGUAUGACAGUUCAUUGGAAAGACGAUCCUGAACCGUUAAAGCAAAUCUGUCUUGUUGACGUUGAAAUUGCACCGGACCCACAGUUGAUUACGAUUAUAUGCGGGUCUCAA
This is a messenger RNA of Funneliformis geosporum, 638 nucleotides long. Lineage: Eukaryota; Fungi; Glomeromycota; Glomeromycetes; Glomerales; Glomeraceae. The record is from the annotation of a GenBank genome assembly.